CCCCUCCCUCACUCCUCUCUAGGGAGGAAAGUUUGUAAAUGUUAUAUCGGAAAUUCUCUUGCACUGGAAAUUUCGAUGUCCAUUAAGUGCUAUAACGGAGGAAAACGCUCUCAAAAAAUCAGCAACUCCUCCAUAAGAUGACACAUACAAAUGUUCAUGAAGCAGAGAAGAUAAUGGCUUCCCAGUGGACUCGUUCAAACAGUGCAGAAAAGAAGGUGCCCCAUACUCGGAUUGAGGAUGAAUUCAGCAUACAGAAAGUCUAUUCCUUUGGGGAGAAAUUAGGUCAAGGCAACUUUGGCUUUGUCUGCGAAGUCACUCACAUUGAGACGCGGAGGAAGUGGGCAAUUAAGAAGGUGAACAAAGAGAAGGCAGGCACCUCUGGUGUGAAACAUCUGGAAAGGGAAGUUAGCAUAUUGAAACAAGUGAAACAUGAACAUAUAAUACAUCUGCAGGAAGUCUUUGAGACACCAAAGAGGAUGUAUCUUGUGACUGAGCUUUGUGAAGGAGGCGAUCUAAAGCAUCUCCUGCAGAAGCGAAGGAGCUUCAGUGAGGAGGAGACUAGACACAUCAUCAAAAGCUUAUCGGAAGCUAUUGUUUAUCUGCACAAAAAAGACAUUGUUCAUCGUGACCUCAAACUGGAAAACAUUCUUGUGAAGAGUUGUCACCAAGGCAACGAUAAUGAAAUGGUCAAUAUCAAGGUCACAGAUUUCGGACUUUCCGUGCAGAAGGGAGGCGUGGGCAGUGAGAACAUGCUGCAGGACACCUGCGGGACGCCCAUUUACAUGGCACCUGAGGUGAAAAAUGGUCAUCAGUAUAGCCAACAGUGUGAUGUCUGGAGCAUCGGCGUCAUCAUGUACAUGCUGCUGUGUGGAGAGCCUCCUUUUCUAGCCAACUCUGAGGAGAAACUAUUCGAGGUGAUAAUGAAGGGAGAGCUCACUUUCUCCGGCCCUGUGUGGCACACUGUUACUGAAGCAGCUAAAAAUGUACUGCGAUGUCUGUUGAAAGCUGACCCGGCGCAUCGCAUGACAGCCAGGGAGUUGCUAGAUAACCCUUGGAUUUCGGGGGAUACGUCCACCACCACCACGCGUACAAACGUAUUAGAAUUGAUGCAGCAGUUCCGGAGUGCACCAGAGGAUGAAGAGAGUGUAGAGAUGAGUGAGGGACUAUGCAACCUGUCUCUCGUUUCCAAUCAGGAUGGAGAAUCAGGGUCUGGAACAUCUCAAGAACAAUCAGGAACCCCAGUACCUCCUGUGGAGGACUUCACUGACAGCAACAAGCCUUCCAGUCUGAACAAGAUGCCUCUGAAGAAGAAAGUGUCAGCCUCAUCAUCUAAUGAUGUUAAGAAAAGAGCAAAGGCCUGCAGUUCUGUCAAUUCAUCCUCUACACAGUCCCACACAGGUAACAAACCCCCUGCUCAGCCAAGCACAAAGAGCUACAGCAAGGCCUCCAUCUCGGGAUCCUGCGUCAAAUCACCAGCAGAUGCAGCCGCUGUAGCAUCCAACUCAAGCAGGCACGAAAGGCUGUCCCCACGCCCCUCCACCUCUUCCAUCCGCCGUUCCACCAAUCCAGGCUUUGGCUUCCGGGCUAAAAAACACAGCUAGACCUCAGCAGGGAGACUGGUUGAGUGACCAUAUUGAGUGCCAAAGGUGAGGAAUGCUGUUCCAGGGAUCCACUGGUCUGCUUUGGGCCUGUCGGAGUGACUUUUAAACCAGAACCAUUUGACAAAAAAUGUAAAGAUAAAUUCAGAACUCUACUUGCUUUACUUUUAUAAAACAGUGAAUUAUUUUUUUGACAGAAUGGUGAGAUUGAGAGUAAUUUAGACUCCCUUGCUGUAAUAGCAGUAUUUUCCACUAAAUUAUUUCUAGACACUUACAGGAAAGGAGCCUUUAAAGGAACCGUUCACCCAAAAUGGAAAAUUAAUUUACUCACCCUGAACAUUUCUUUGUUCCAAUGAACACAGAUAUUUGGAAGAAGGUGUUCAACCAAAGAAUUCUUGGCCACCAUUGACUAGCAUAAUAGGAAACAUUUCUUUAUGAAUUUAUUUGUUCUGUUGAACACAAAAGAAGAUAUUUUGAAGAAUGUAGGAAAUCAAACAGUUCUGAGGCACUUUUGACUACCAUUGUCAUUUUUCCUACUAUCGUAGUCAGUGGGGUCAAAGAACUGUUUGGUUGCACACAUUCUUCCAAAUAUCUUUCUCUGUGUUCAGCAGAAUGAAGACUCAAGGGUAAGUAAAUGAUGACCGAUUUUUAUUUUUAGGCGAACUGUCCCUUUAACUCCAUACACAUUUGUGAUAUUCAUUUAAGCAUAUAGACAACCUUACAUUUUAAAUAAAAAAGAAUGCUCAUAGGGGUUUGAAAUGGAGACAGAAUGUUAAUUUUGGGUUGAAGUACUCCUUUAGUCCUUUGUAUAAAUUGGACACAGGCCUCCUCUUUUUGAGGAUAAGGUAUUAGUUUUUGUCUGCCCUCAGGCUCACAUAGAUCUUAGUUGAAAAGAUGAGGUGAAAGAAAACCAACAUGCUGCUUUAGUUUUACGAAAGUGGAACAGAUGAACUUAUUACUGUAAGAGCCCUGCAUGGCAUAAUAUCAGUGACAUGUAAGAAAAGGCUCACAAGUAAUCUAUUGAAAUCUAUUGAAACGUUUCUUUGUGAAGAAUGUAUUGGUCAUAACAGGGUUUAAUAGCUUUUUGCAACGGAGUCAUUCAUUUUGAUCCCCAAACAGAACAUAGUAUUCACCACUUAAAUUACAAGCCACUGCUAUACUGACCUCAGAUUUCCCACUGAAUCUGUCUGUUCAUUUAAAGAAUGUUGAUCUGUUCUCCUGUUUAAAAUGUAUUAAUCAUGCCAGUCAUCUUUUGCCAAAUAUGAAAGGUUGCUGUUGUUUAUUGAUAAUUUGUUGUCGCAU
Messenger RNA from Triplophysa dalaica, 2900 nucleotides. It is a transcript of the gene stk33, whose product is annotated as serine/threonine kinase 33. The record is from RefSeq and is a predicted model, not a curated record. Gene Ontology annotation, biological process: protein phosphorylation. The transcript has 13 exons. Gene Ontology annotation, molecular function: protein kinase activity; ATP binding. The coding region runs from base 138 to 1601 and encodes 487 amino acids. NCBI's taxonomy places the organism in Eukaryota, Metazoa, Chordata, Actinopteri, Cypriniformes, Nemacheilidae.